Molecule: messenger RNA, 7368 nt
Organism: Xyrichtys novacula (pearly razorfish)
Lineage: Eukaryota; Metazoa; Chordata; Actinopteri; Labriformes; Labridae
Source: the annotation of a GenBank genome assembly
AAAUCUUGCGUGUGUCUUUCCCGCGAAGAGGAUGCACUCGCACUAGCUGGGUGCUAGGUGAUGAGGAGAGGCCCAGGUAUUAGCUCGAAAUAUCAACUAAAAAAAGACUAUUAAUUCAGAAAAAUGGCGAAGCAGAGCUCCCUCUUCAACUUCUUCACCAAGUCUCCGCCGCCGGUCUCCAAGCCGAAGCCGAGUCCCUCUCCGGCCGAAGCAGACCUGCCUUCAUCCGUGGAAAAGUCCAACUCUUCCCCGAAGGAGCAAGCUAAGCAGACCCCCCAACAGCCAGCUAAGACCAACAAACCGAAAAGUACCCCAAAGCCUGAUAAAGGGGGAUUUAAGAAGCUCUUUGGAGAUAAAACACCUGCAGCCAAACAAAGGUUAGUUAUGUGUUGUUGUAGGGAGCCGUGUAUUUCCUGGAGGCACGUUUUCUGCAGCUUUGCGAGAAAGGAGUUGAAAGUGAAGCUGCGUGUGCAAGUAGACCGACAACCCAUGAGCAAUAUGCGUGUUUAAGUUUGCACACCACAAAGUUGAUUUUUAUCUUGCCGUAAAACUUUGAUCAUAAAUUUUCGGUCUUAUUUGACAAUUUGGCAAAUGAAGCUGCACGAGGUUUUGGUCAGAUUUUUAUUUUCUAAAUGCAUGACAGCAACUUGGAGGAAGUGUAUCCAGCACGUGUGGGUUGUUUUUAUAUUAGGGGAGAUUGGGGUAAGUUGAGCCACCCCCGUUGCUUAGAAAUGGUAAAAGAAAUUGAUCAUGUGACCCCGUACACAGGGCAAGUUGACUAUAGGAGACCACUUUUUUUUGGCAUGCUAUACUAUCAAGACAGUUAUGUUUACUCUCAUUCUUUUGGUUUGCAGGGAUUCACAACAUCUUGAAAUAUAUGCAGAUACACUAGUUAGAGACAAAACUGUGAUUGCUUUGAUGUAGUGAUCUGAAAUAUGAAAAAAAAACGCUCAUCUUACUCCACUCUCCGCUACUACGUUCUGUGCUUGUUUGUUUGAGGUUGUGAGCUACUCUUUGUAUUGCAGCCCCCUGCUGUGCUCAUGUCACUAUGCAUGUACAGUACUCCUGCUGAAAGUCAAUUUAACCAUCCUUGUCAUGAUUUCUUGCAGUCUGAUCUUACGCAAUGGGGUCUGCCCGUUUUAAACAGCCAUUUCUCAUAAUAACAGCAGAAACUACAUUUAUGAUCACAAGCAAGUCUGCGAAUUUUUUCACGUUUCUUCCUUUUUUCCCUAAUUUGUUGUAAUUCAGGUCAAAUCAUGAUUCAGAACUUUUUUACUUUCAUAAUAAAAUUUGCACCAGCCUGAAUGAAAUCCCUAAAAUACUAACUCUUUUUUCUCCUUUCAGCAGCUCCACCUGCUCAUUAAAUGCUGGAGCUCUUGUUUGGGCAAAGCUGGAGGGACACCCCUGGUGGCCAUGCAUGGUGGUACCUCAACCUCUGACAGGACAGCAGAUGAGAGGAAGGGGGCGGGACCAGCGCAUACAUGUCCAUUUCUUUGAUGAGCCCCCGACCAGAGGAUGGGUCAGCACCAAAUAUGUCAGAGAAUACAAAGGUUAACUUCAGCUCCACUUUUAUUUACGAUGAUAGUAAAUUUAAACCUGCAGUAUGUCUAUAAUGUCAUUCAUGUAAAGUAACCCACCUGACACUGUUGUUUAUGGCUCACAGGCUCUGGCAGCAGUGAAGCUAAAUCAGGUGGGGUGUAUUUCAGCCCCAAACCUGUGAUCCGGCGAGCGAUGGAGCUUGCUGAUAAAGUUAUGUCUGACAGCGCUGAGGAAAGAUUGAAGAUGCCGCUCUGUAUGGAUCCAUCUGAUGAGGAAGAAGAGGAUGAAGAAAUGGAGGUGAUUUAGCACUAAAUUAAUACCAUAUUUUUUGCACUAUAAGGCGCACCAUCAAUGAACGUGUCUAUUUUCAUACAUAAGGCGCACCGGAUUAUAAAGCGCAUUAAGUCAAACAAAACAGUCAGAUAAGUCAAACUUUAUUGAACUCAUUCAAUAACUCUGCGAGGCUACAGUAGCUUCAGUGCUCCAACAAGCCAAAAGGAUUUUAAGUGCGCCUUAUAGUGCGAAAAAUACGGUAAUGUGUUUUUACUUUCACUUCCGUCGUGUGUAUUUUUUAGUUUUUGUUUAAGUGGAGUUUGCAUCAUAGUUUUUAGGCAGUGUUGUAACUCUGGAGAAUAAAACCCCAAACUCAGAGUUUAACCAGGAUAAAUUACCAUAAUUGUCAAUAUUAAAACGCUUCAUUUUCUGUGUUAGUGAAAGUAUUACAGGAUAGUUAAUGUGAUCUGUCAGGUCUAAAUUUGCCCUAAUCUCCUCUCCUUCAUGUCACAUCUCCAGCUUGAAAAGUCAACCUUGACAGAUGAAAGUGUCACAGAUGAGGAUGAGGAAAUUAAGUCCCCAAAGGUCAGCCGACGUCCGUCCCGUGCUUCGAAAGACAAAGGAAACAAACCGAAACGGCGUCGCAUAAUCGCAGCCUCAGACAGUGACGGAUCAGACGAGGAAUUCAAACCGGAUCAGGCUGCGUCCAGCAGCGAGGAUGAGGAGGAAGAGGCCACAGUGAGCAGUGAAGAGGAGGAGAAAGAGGAGAGCAUGGAAGAGUCAGAAGCGGAUAGUCCUGUAAAGCCGGUAAAGCGUAAACGCCCCGCUGAAAAGCCGUCUUCGACAAAAGCGAAGAAACCUUGCAUCCCGGCGAAUACCCCAAAACGAGCCCCUGCAGCCGUCAUUGCCGACACGAAAUCUCGUCUGUCUGCUUUCUCUGCGCCUGAAAACUUCGAGAGCCAGACAAACGGAUCAGGUGGGGGUGGAGGAGCCACAGUUUGGGACCAUGAGAAGCUGGAUUGGUUGCAGGAGGGUAAGAGAAAAGAUGGUGCAAGACAUCGACAGUCAGAGGAGGACUACGAUCCCUCCAGCCUGUACGUGCCUGAGGACUUCCUGAAUCGAAACACUCCGGGGAUGCGUCGCUGGUGGCAGCUCAAAUCCCAGAUGUUUGAUACCGUCAUUUUCUACAAAGUGGGAAAGUUUUACGAGCUCUAUCACAUGGACGCUGUGGUCGGAGUCAACGAGCUGGGGCUGACAUUCAUGAAGGGGACCUGGGCGCACUCGGGCUUCCCAGAGAUCGGCUUUGGUCGUUUCUCUGAUGUGCUGGUCCAGAAAGGCUACAAAGUGGCCCGUGUGGAGCAAACCGAGACCCCAGAGAUGAUGGAAGCUCGCUGUAAGACCAUGUUAAGGCCUACAAAGUUUGACAAGGUUGUUAACAGAGAAGUGUGCCGGAUUAUCACCAGGGGAACCCAAACUUACAGCGUGCUUGACGGUGCGCCCUCUGAGAGCCAGAGCAAGUUCCUGCUGAGUUUGAAGGAGAAGUCUGAGGAGGAAAGCUCAGGUGGCUGCCGCACUUACGGAGUCUGCUUCGUGGACACCUCUGUGGGGUAUUUCCAUGUGGGUCAGUUCCCGGAUGACCGUCACUGCUCACGUCUGCGCACCUUGAUCGCUCACUAUCCCCCGGCUGAAGUGCUCUUCGAAAAGGGGAACCCGUCUGUUGAAACCCGCAAAAUACUGAAGGCUUCUCUGUCCUCUGCUCUCCAGGAAGGACUCACUGCAAGCACACAGUUCUGGGAUGCCCAGAAGACCCUCAAAACCUUUUCAGAGGAGGAUUACUUCAGAGACGAGAAAGAUCAGGGGACGGGAAACGGUUUUCUCCCUCCUCUUCUGAAAAAUAUGACAUCUGACAGCGACUCUCUGGGCCUCACCCCUAAAGAAGGCUACGAGCUGGCUCUGUCAGCUCUGGGCGGCUGCGUCUUCUACCUGAAGAAAUGUCUGGUGGAUCAAGAGCUGCUCUCCAUGGCAAACUUUGAGGAUUACGUCCCUGUCGAUGUGGAGAUGGAGAAAUCUGCAGGACCUGCAAGUUUCUUUGCUCAGACUCGGCAGAGGAUGGUCCUCGACGGUGUGACUCUGGCAAACUUGGAGAUCUUCCAAAAUGGUUCAGGAGGGACAGAGGGGACUCUGCUGGAGAGACUGGACACCUGCUGUACCCCGUUUGGUAAGAGGCUGUUGAAGCAGUGGCUCUGUGCUCCUCUGUGUAACCCCACAUCCAUAAAGGACCGGCUGGACGCGGUGGAGGACCUGAUGGGCGCUCCAGCUCAGGCCACAGAGGUUUCCGACCUGCUUAAGAAGCUCCCAGAUCUGGAGCGUCUUCUAAGUAAGAUCCACAGCAUCGGCACUCCUCUGAAGGGCCAGGAUCAUCCAGACAGCAGAGCCGUUCUCUACGAGGAGGUCACCUACAGCAAGCGCAAGAUCGCAGACUUCCUCGCGGCGCUGGAAGGCUUCAAAACCAUGCAGGAGAUUAUUUCUGUCCUCACUCCAGUUGCAAACGAUUCCCAUUCCUCACUGCUCCGCCAAGUGGUCACCUUGAAAACUGAAAAAGACGGCCUCUUCCCUGACCUCUCAGUUGAGCUCAAGCGCUGGGAGACCGCCUUCGACCACCAGAAAGCUCGCACUACAGGCGUCAUAACCCCUAAAACCGGCUUCGACCCGGAGUACGACCAAGCUCUGACCUCGAUUAAGAGCUGUGAGCGGGAGCUGCAGGACUACCUGGACAGACAGAAGAAGAGACUGGGCUGUAAGAACAUGGCCUACUGGGGGACUGGGCGAAACCGCUUCCAGAUGGAGGUGCCCGACAGCAUUUCAGAGCGGAAUAUCCCCGAGGAGUACGAGGUGAAGUCCACAAAGAAAGGCUGGAAGCGAUAUGUCACCAAGGAGACGGAGCGUCUGUUCUCAGAGCUGCAGGGAUUCGAGGAGAAGAGAGACGCGGCCCUGAAGGACUGCAUGAGGAGACUUUUCUACAACUUUGACAAGAACUACAGAGACUGGAAGACCGGCGUGGAGUGCAUGGCGGUUCUCGGUAACUACACAUUUGUAAUUCUGUUCAUAGGCUGAGACAAAGGUUUCUUUUGCAGAUAACUCGCGCAAUUUUUCUAUCCAUGAAUUCCAUCAGUCCCUCUUCAGUUUCUACUUCCUGUUUUCAGAUGUGCUGCUCGCCUUGUCGCGGUACAGCGAGGGUGGAGACGGGCCGAUGACCAGGCCACAGGUGGUUCUACCCGAGAGCGAUGAUCAGAGCGCACCCUUCCUUGACCUCACCGGAUCCCGCCACCCUUGUGUCACAAAGACCUUUUUCGGAGACGACUUCAUUCCUAACGACAUCUUCAUCGGCUGCCCUGGAAGCAGCGAGAACGACGAGGUGACCGGUGACGCCUCCUGCGUCCUCGUCACGGGACCAAACAUGGGCGGCAAGUCGACUCUCAUGAGACAGGUGGGUGAUUUUAGGGUUUAAGUCCACUAAGUGAGACUCCAGUCUCUGCUGGCUCACAUUGGCGUACUCUGCUGCUCUUUUUUUCAUUCAGUGUGGACUGGUGAUCAUCCUGGCUCAGCUGGGCUGCUACAUCCCUGCUGAGAGCCUUCGCUUCUCUCCUGUGGACAGGGUCUUCACUCGGCUGGGGGCCUCUGAUCGUAUCAUGGCAGGUAACAUCAGGAGCUCGUGUAGCGCUGCGCUAAUUGGGCGCCCAUAAAAAUCAAUCUUUAAUAUCUAUGAGGGAAUCGAGCAUCUAAUUUUGAAGGUGAGGAUUUUGACAUCUCUGUGUUUUCUGUAGGAGAGAGUACCUUCUUCGUGGAGCUGAGUGAGACCGCCAGCAUCCUGCACCACGCCACCAAACACUCCCUUGUGCUUCUGGAUGAAUUAGGUGAGUUCAUACCGCAUUGUAGUUGGAGUGUGUGUCACAGACCGUCUCGUCAGCAUGCUUUUAGUCCUGUAUUUGUGUGUUUUCAUUCUUCCGUGACCCGUUUGCAGGAAGAGGCACAGCCACGUAUGACGGCACAGCGAUCGCCAGCGCCGUAGUGAAGGAGCUCGCUGAGAAAAUCUGCUGCCGCACGCUCUUCUCCACGCAUUACCACUCCCUGGUGGAGGACUACGCCAACAACCCCGCUGUGCGACUGGGCCACAUGGUGAGUACAACAUCACAGAAACUCUAAACGCGGAGUGCUGCUGGCAAAAGGCAGAGGACAGUUUGGAAAUGUUAGCGCGCUCAGAGCUGGGAGAGGUUUUAUUUCAUGGAACAUCUGCUGGGCUGAUUUUGGCAGAUCUGUGUCGAAGGUUUUUACGAUGAGUGGAGUCGGGAACAAACUUUUCUGUUGACUGCUUGUGUAGAAGUCUAAACUUCCCACACUAAUUACCCUUCUUCUGUUUUGUUUCUUUAGAUUUAAAGUAUUAUUUUGUAGUUUUAGUUUGUACUGAACCAGAACAGUUCGACAGGAACACAGUUUUACUGUUUUACCAAUGACACACCUUCAAAACAGACUCAUGAUGUGUUGGUUUGAGAGGAUAGUAUGGAUUUUGGUUUUGUCGUGUUCUUACAUGGUUACAUAAUCAUAGUUUGAGCUCAUCACAAAGAGGCAAGUUUUUUCCAACUGAGCAUCACAACAACGGUAAUGUUUCUGCUGAACGGAGAGUUAAUCUAGUCGUUUGUGUCGUUAUCUCCAGCACACCUGCUGUCCUCAUUGUGGGUGUGCGUGUCUGUCAUAACCUCGAACUGAAGUUCCUGACUGCAGCAACGUUCUUGUGCAUGUUGCAGUCUUAUUUACCUGAUGCUUACUCAUUUGUUAGAUCCUCAACUCCUCAAAUUCUGUAGUUUUUAAUGUUCCUAUCAUCAGGCUGCUAAUUUGAGCUCCUAUUUCUUCAGCUGCAUGUUGGAAAAAGUUCAUUUGCACCUACAGAAAAUUUAGAGCAGAUAAGAAAAGUCACUGUUUGUGUGCAACUGCUUGUUAAUUUCUCCUGCAUUCAAAUUCAAACUUCCUCUCUGAUUCGUCCCUCUAAGGCGUGCAUGGUGGAGAACGAAUGCGAGGACCCGAGUCAAGAGACGAUCACAUUCCUCUACAAGUUCAUCUCCGGGGCGUGCCCCAAGAGUUACGGCUUCAACGCCGCUCGACUCGCCAACCUGCCCGAGGAGGUCAUCCAAUCAGGACACAAGAAGGCCCGAGAGUUCGAGAAAAGCACCAUCAGCCUCCGCCUCUUCAAGUGCGUAUGAAUGUAAUCCCUCUCCAGAAACAAAAAAAAAAGAGAGGAUCUAAGAGUUGUGUUCAUAAGUGUCCCGAUUUGUCCCCUUUUCUUAUAGGAAGCUGUGCCAGUUCGCUGAAGGUGCCUCCCUGGGGAACACCCACUUUUCCUCUCUGGUUCAGACACUGAACACUCUUUAGUUUGUACACUUACUCUUCGUUCCUGCUGAAUGUUUCCUCAGUACUUAAAAAAACACUACUGUUAUGAUCUAAUAAAGUUUAUUUUUAAAAAAUGACAAUGUUUCAUCUAGGAAAUUAAACCCUUUUAAUUCA